AUGACAUCUCAUAGGAUAGAAGUAUGCCACUCAGCGGAUCUGAAGAAGUUGUUGUUGGAAGCGGGCGUUGUAUGCGCGCGGACAGUGGCCGAAUCCGAGGAAACGUCGCUAAGUUCGGAGGAGACUGUCAAAGAUGUGCCCGGUCAAGAAAUAGAAGCAGAACACGAGGAAACAGUAGUACAUGAGGAACCAACGUAUUCUAUUGAAGAGAUUAUUGAGGAACUGCCAGAAAUAUUUCCUACGCCGUCUUUGAGGAAAAUAUUACCCGAUAAAAUAAGAAUGAUAGAAAAACAUAAUCGAAUUCACGUUCUACCAGAAGUAUUCAACACUGAUAUAGAUCCUAUGAAGAUACCGAGGAUAUCUAGUACACAUGCCCAGAAGUAUAUAAAUGAUUUAGCUGAAAUCACAGGAUGUAAGAAUUAUAUGAACAGUUUAGCGGAGUUCUGGUUUUUGGAUACUUUAGCUAAUUUGUUGAGACGGGCUCAGGAAGAUGGUUUCGAAAAAUCUUCUCAGGUUGUACUUAUUCAAUGGUUUUGCGAGUGGAUGAAGGAGAUUCAACACUUUGACGCUGCGACCAGACAACGUAUGCUCAAGAGAUUUAAGGACACCAUGUUGCUAGCUGCAGGUUACCUGGCCCAGUACGACGAGCUGCCUGUCCCCGCGGACGUGGGAGUGUCAUACAAGCCGGAAGAGACGGCGAACGCCAGCCUUCCCCCCAUGGCAACUGCCUCAAAGCAUCUCGUCACCUUUGAAAACUUUCAAUGCUGUCUCACUGAUUUGACGAAGAUAAUUCAUUAUAUUUUUGAUUUAUUUAGUUCAGACUUCCAGUACGAUCUGAUCCGAUCAGUGUUCACGUGCACGCCGGAGUAUCGGAUAAUAGACGUACCGCACACAUUACAGCAACCGAAGCGUUUCUACACGACCUACAAAUCUAAGUCUAAAGAGAAGGCGCCCAAAAAGGAAAAGGAACAAAAAACGGCCAAAGGGAAGAAGAAAGAAGUCGAAUCUGAACAAUUCUUACAUUUAGUCCAACUUCAAAACGAAAUAGAGCGUGAAAAAGAGGAAGAAUUCGAGAAGGAGAGAGAAGAUUGGCACAGACGCAGUCAUUUGCUGCCGUUGUCGUUUGCGGUGACAGAUGAGUUCUUUGACAAGUACUGGCCUCCGCCUACACCAGAAAUAGUUUCAAUACCUGAAACUGAACCUAAAGGGAAGGGAAAGAAGAAAUAAAUGUACAUUCUUUCAUUUUUUGAAAAUCUUCAACUAUUAAUAUAACGUUUUAAUA
Papilio machaon (common yellow swallowtail) is the source of this 1282-nucleotide messenger RNA. RefSeq lists its product as uncharacterized. The transcript has 6 exons. Bases 1 to 1227 code for a protein of 408 amino acids. The record is from RefSeq and is a predicted model, not a curated record. Lineage: Eukaryota; Metazoa; Arthropoda; Insecta; Lepidoptera; Papilionidae.